AGGCAAUCAAUGCGUGGUGAAUUAUGAGCGGUCCGUGGCGUGAAUCUGUAAAGUUGAGAUCCACUGCUCAUCUCUGGUUUCGUUAAUAUUCGCUUCUGCCUAGCCAGGUACAAAGCAGUUGCACGUGCUCACCUUGACUCUACCUAGAACUACAAGGCACAGAAAUUAAUGAUUAACUGUAGAUAGAUGCAGAUAUUUGAAACCAGGUAACAUGCAGAGCAGCUGCAAGAAGCAGAAAAAGACUGUGAUCUCGGAGCACGUGUACGCGCUCGAAUUCCAGGAAGAGGUUUCGAAGCACUGGCAAGAGGGUACUCCGAUAAAGAAAGACAACCUAGAGAUGAUAACGGAGCCAUUCAGGGUGUGCAGGAUAUCAAAUUUUCUGGAUAAUGAACUGCUAGAGAAACUGAAGGAAGAUGUGCAGAAAGUGCCAAGCCGUCGCAGUGACAUCGAUCUUUAUAGGUUUGAACACACCGAGGAUCUUGCUAAUGUCGAUGCUACUUCUGUAAGAGCAUUGAGGGAUGCUUUUACUAAUGACAUCGUUUCUUGGAUGGAGAGGAAUACGGGAAUCGAGCUUGAUGGCAAAGUAUCUAUGGCGUCAUCAAAGUACAUCGAUGGAGACUACUUGCUUUGCCAUGACGACAAUAUGGGUGAUCGCAGGAUUGCUUACGUGCUGUAUCUGACUAAGAAUUGGUUACCAAAGGAUGGGGGAGCUCUAGAACUCUUUAAUAAGGAUAAGGAUGGAUCCCCAAAAAAUGUGGUUUAUUCUCUUCUUCCUGAAUAUAACUCUUUGGUGUUCUUCGAAGUGACCGAGAACUCUUAUCAUCAGGUAGCCGAAGUGACGUCAGAUAAGACACGUUUAUCCGUUAAUGGAUGGUUUCACGGACCAAUUGACGAAAGAAAGCCAAAGAACUCCAAAAGAUCGGAGAUACCAGAACCUCCACUGUUUGAUCCCGAAGAAAAUGUAAAAGUUAAGCUUCAAGAGAUGAUAAACGAGUUGUACCUUAAGCCUUCUACCAUCGAACAGAUACAAGAGAACGUCGAACAGGAGUCAUAUGUAUUUUUGUCGAACUUCUUCAAGAAGGAUCUUUAUCAAAAGAUUUCCGAGGAAAUAGCUUCAAAGAACAUUAAGUGGACCAAAGUAGGACCGGCUGAUCUGAGGAAUUACGAGACAGCCAGUGAAGACUCCUUCUCGGAUGAGUUAAAAAGGUUUCUGAGUUUAUUCAGAUCGAUCGAGUUCUUUCGUCUGCUGAAGGGAUAUACGGAGUUAGAUCUCGAACCAUCGGAAGACAUCGACAAAGACUGUGGCCCUAAAGGAAGUAUGGAACUUCAGAGAUGGACCUGUGGAGAUUACACGCUAAUGUCCGACAAGCUUUCCAGUGAUCAAAACAUGUCAAUGUCAUGGACAAACAAUAUGAAACGAGAUCGCUUCAACAAAGAUCCUAAAGAAUUUGAAAAUUCUUGUCGAAGUAAGUACAACGAUGAUGGCUGCAAAGGUGCAACAAACUCUCCGAAGCAAGCCGGAGGCUCGGACACUGUGUGUGCUACUACGAAAAAGACCACCGAAGAAAAAAGUAACUCUACCCUUACACCAAGAGCAGCGCAACCUUCAAGUGCAAGAUCUAGUGACUAUGACGAUUCUGACGUUUCUGACAUCGGUGACUACUUGUCAGAUCAAGACGAUCACUUAGAGGACAGUGGGUCUAACGAGUCGUCUAGCCAGAAUGCCCUGGAACCUGGAACCCUGGAUGUAAUACUACAGUUCCAUACAGGCCAUCUUUGGGAAACAGAGACCAUCGAUUACAUGGAACCCGAACAGCAAGACGGAGCCUUGAUCACAAUUCCUGCCGAAGACAAUCAUCUAUGUCUAGUUUACAGAACUCAGGGCACGACUCGCGUCCACAGAUACGUCAGUCAUCGGGAAAAGGAAUUCUUCUACAACCUCGUAUGCACGUAUCACGAACAAUCGGAGGCCCCUGAGAAUGCAGACUGAUAACGUCUUCCCCAGGAAGAUGUCCACCUCGAUGAGGGAAUUUACAAUUUCGUUUGCGCGUACUAAAAAUUCGAUACUUGUAAAUACUUAGACUGAGCUUAAUUUUCUUUUCGGUGAUAUAUAAUUAAUGUAACCACGCGGUUUAAAGCGUUAAGCGGCCAUUCCGAAUGCUGUUGUGUCAAUAAAAUUUUUACAGUA
Orussus abietinus is the source of this 2188-nucleotide messenger RNA. It is a transcript of the gene sud1, whose product is annotated as prolyl 3-hydroxylase OGFOD1. The transcript has 2 exons. Lineage: Eukaryota; Metazoa; Arthropoda; Insecta; Hymenoptera; Orussidae. The coding region runs from base 212 to 1990 and encodes 592 amino acids. The record is from RefSeq and is a predicted model, not a curated record. Gene Ontology annotation, biological process: regulation of translational termination; peptidyl-proline hydroxylation. Gene Ontology annotation, cellular component: cytoplasm. Gene Ontology annotation, molecular function: iron ion binding; peptidyl-proline dioxygenase activity; L-ascorbic acid binding.